This is a messenger RNA of Tremella mesenterica DSM 1558, 769 nucleotides long. RefSeq lists its product as uncharacterized. Gene Ontology annotation, molecular function: guanyl-nucleotide exchange factor activity; translation elongation factor activity. The transcript is spliced from 5 exons. The record is from RefSeq and is a predicted model, not a curated record. Gene Ontology annotation, biological process: translational elongation. Bases 39 to 710 code for a protein of 223 amino acids. Gene Ontology annotation, cellular component: eukaryotic translation elongation factor 1 complex; cytosol. Lineage: Eukaryota; Fungi; Basidiomycota; Tremellomycetes; Tremellales; Tremellaceae.
ACACCCUUGUACUCACACACACUAUCAUCAUCAUCAUCAUGGCUGCUGCUCCUUCGCUCCCAGAACUUGAGAAAGCUCUCGCCACCAGAGCUUACCUGGAUGGAUACCAGCCAACCUCUGCCGAUGUGGAAGUGUUCGUCUCUCUCAAAGGCGCUGCCCCUGGUACAGAGUACCCUCACGCCGCUAGAUGGUACAAACACAUCGCCUCUUGGGAAUCUGAAUUCUCCUCUCUUCCCAAAGGCACUUCACCCUUCGCCGCUGGACCCGCUGCUACCCCUGCCGCAAAAGAGGAGGAAGAGGAUGACGAAAUCGAUCUGUUUGCCGAUGACGACGAAGAGGAAGACGCAGAGGCUGAGAGGGUGAAGGCUGAACGUGUGGCCGCGUACAACGCCCAGAAGGCGGAGAAAACUGCUAAGAAGGCAGCCGAGGGUAAACUAGAGGUAGCAAAGUCCGUCGUCACCCUUCAGGUCAAACCGUGGGAUGAUGAGACGGAUAUGGAGGCGAUGGAAAAGGAGGUGAGGGCGAUCGAGAAGGAUGGUUUGGUCUGGGGUGCUAGUAAAUUGGUCCCUGUCGGUUAUGGUAUCAAGAUGCUGCAGCUCACUCUCGUCAUUGAAGACGCCAAGAUCUCUCUCGAAGAGCUACAAGAAGAGAUCCAAGAGUUGGAAGACUACGUGCAGUCCACCGACGUUGCGGCCAUGCAGAAACUGUAGAGACACCAUUUAUGCAUGUGAAGACUGCCCAUAGGUGUCCUUCAAUCAUCUCUGAUAUC